Spea bombifrons (plains spadefoot toad) is the source of this 4138-nucleotide messenger RNA. RefSeq names its product WD repeat and HMG-box DNA binding protein 1 (gene WDHD1). Gene Ontology annotation, molecular function: chromatin binding; protein binding. The transcript is spliced from 26 exons. Gene Ontology annotation, biological process: mitotic cell cycle; DNA-templated DNA replication; DNA repair. Lineage: Eukaryota; Metazoa; Chordata; Amphibia; Anura; Pelobatidae. Bases 277 to 3666 code for a protein of 1129 amino acids. The record is from RefSeq and is a predicted model, not a curated record. Gene Ontology annotation, cellular component: nuclear replication fork.
CCUGUCAGUGGCGCCGAUUUUCCUCAGUGUUUUAUGCUUUUCGCGUUGUAUUUCUCCGCUUUCAUCACCGGGUCCCGUGCGCUGUCAUCCGGGAUCCUCAGAACGUUUUCCAGCGCCUUAUCUGCAGAGAUACACAUCGCGUUCACAGAUACUUUCCCGCCUGCAGGCUGAAGUUGGAAGGGUUUCCCGCGAAAAUUUAAAGCGCGCUCAGUAUUCAUGAGUAGAGUGUGACAGACUCCGCCACCUCUCCUUCUCCGUGUCCGGACGCCUGUCAAGAUGCCUGCUCUGAAGAAGCUGAUGCGGUAUGGACAUCCCGAGGGUCACACAGAUGUCUGUUUUGAUGACGGUGGAAGCUGUUUGGUAACUUGUGGCAGUGAUGGGGACAUAAGGAUUUGGGAAAAUAUAGAUGACGAUGAUCCCAAAUCAAUAAAUAUUGGAGAAAAGGCGUAUUCAUUUGCUCUAAAGAAUGGAAAAGUUGUUACUGCCUCUUCCAACAAUUCGAUACAGUUACACACAUAUCCAGAUGGGGACCCCGAUGCAAUUUUGACCCGUUUCACUACCUAUGCUAAUCACGUAGUCUUCAAUGGUGACGGUACAAGUAUAGCUGCAGGCUCAGGGGAUUUCCUGGUGAAAGUUGUGAAUGUGCAAGACAGCAGCCAGCAGACAACCAUGCGCGGACACGAUGCCCCAAUCUUAAGUGUCUCGUUUGAUCCCAAAAAUGUUUACCUGGCAUCUUCAAGCUGUGACGGCACUGUAAGAAUUUGGAAUAUCACGCAGCAGAGUUGUGAAUCAAAUCUUGCCCUGCUACAGAAAUGCAACGAUGUUGUCAAUGCAAAGUCCAUCUGCCGGCUGGAGUGGCAACCGAAAAGUGGAAAGUUACUUGCAGUACCAGUAGACAAAAUGGUUCAUUUAUAUGAACGAGACACCUGGAAGAAGAGCUUUACUCUCACAGAUGACUUUAUAGUGCAGCCUUUGAACGUGGUGACGUGGUCUCCCUGUGGACAGUAUCUUAUAGCAGCGAGCGUGGAUGGUGUUAUAGUAGCCUGGAACAUAACUACCAAAGCCUGCAUGGAAAGGAUCAAACAUGAAAAGGGUUACACCAUUUGCGCGUUGGCCUGGCACCCAAGACUGUCUCAGGUUGCCUACACAGACACAGAAGGGAACUUGGGUCUGCUAGAAAACGUCUGCCAAAGCGAUGGAAAGACAUUGGAAACCAAGGUCCCCAGUGCUGCAGCUAAGGAUUAUGAUGAGCUCUUUGAUGGGGACGACGAUGAUGAAGACUUUCUCAACGGAGACAUGAUUGAUCAUGAGGGGGCAGCUGUUAAUGAUGAGGACGAGGACAACCUCAUGCCUGUGUCUGGACGUAUUAGGAACAGAGGGGUGAUAUUAGAUGAUGAUAAUUCUCUUGAUGUUCCAUCUUUGAAGCCUAGUGAAAGCGAGAAUCCAGAGGAUGAUGAUCUGACCAGCAGCCUCAGGCAGAUUCCUUCUAGUGUUCCCUUAAGGCCGUCCUAUGAUGGGCCCUUGCCAACCGCCCCACAGAAACCUUUCCAGCCUGGGUCUACUCCCUCGCACCUUACGCAUCGCUUUAUGAUGUGGAACUCGAUUGGAGUUAUUCGUUGUUACAACGAUGAACAGGACAGCGCUAUAGAUGUGGAAUUUCAUGACACGUCAAUACACCAUGCUCUCCACCUAACGAACACGUUAAACCAUACGAUAGCAGAUCUAUCCCAGGAAGCGGUGCUGCUGGCUUGUGAAAGCACAGUUGAGUUGUCUAGCAAACUUCAGUGUCUGCACUUUAGCUCCUGGGAUACCAGCAAAGAAUGGAUAGUGGAUUUGCCCAAAGGUGAAGAUGUUGAGGCUAUAUGCCUUGGGCAAGGGUGGGUGGCGUGUGCCACAAGCACCCAAGUGCUUCGGAUAUUCUCAGUCGGUGGUGUACAGAAGGAAAUCCUAAGCCUUCUUGGUCCGGUCGUUUGCUUGGCGGGUCAUGGAGAACAGCUACUUAUAGUUUAUCACGGAGGGACAGGCUUUGAUGGCAAUCAGUGUCUGGGGGUGCAGCUGCUAGAAGUAGGAAAGAAAAAGCGACAGGUCUUGCAUGGUGACCCUCUGCCUCUUUCAAGAAAAAGUUGCCUUUCCUGGCUUGGGUUCACAGCUGAAGGUACACCGUGCUAUGUUGAUUCUGAGGGUGUUGUGAGACUCCUAAACCGCGGCCUCGGAAAUACGUGGGUUCCUGUAUGUAACACCAGGGAGCACUGCAAGGGGAAGUCGGAUCAUUACUGGGUGGUGGGUGUCCACGAGAGCCCCCAACAAUUGCGAUGUAUUCCCUGCAAAGGUUCACGUUUCCCUCCAACGCUUCCUCGUCCAGCGGUGGCUGUUCUCCCCUUUAAUCUUCCUUACUGUCAAAUUACUACAGAGAAGGGGCAGAUGGAGGAACAAUAUUGGCGGUCUAUUCUCUUCACCAAUCACAUCGACUACUUGUCUAAAAAUGGCUAUGAAUGUAAUGAAAAUGUUAAGACAGAGGCUGAAAAAGAGCAGCAGGAACUGCUAAUGAAGAUGUUUGCAUUAUCUUGCAAACUAGAGCGUGAAUUCCGGUGUAUGGAGCUUGCCGAGUUCAUGACUCAAAAUGUGAUGAACCUGGCUAUUAAGUAUGCCUCGCGCUCCAAGAGACUAACACUGGCCCAGCGGCUCAGUGAAAUGGCUCUAGAGAAGGCAGUCGAGUUGGCGUCUGCAAUGCAACAGGAGGAAGAAGAAGAAGAAGAGGAGGAGGAAGAUUUCCGCAGCCGGCUGAAUGCUGGCUACAGCAGGAGUGCCACCGAGUGGGGAGAAGCACGAGCCGAAUCGAAUGCACCUGAACUGAACGACGAGGAGGAGGAGACCGAACAGCCAGCACCCGAGGGCUCUCCAGAAAUUCCCAAACCGAAUAAGAGCAAAACGCUGAAUCCUUUCAACAAAGUAAAAUCGCCAGAACAAUCUGCAGCAAAAUCUGGGGCAAUAGUACUCGGUAACCAAGGGCGAGUCAACCCUUUUAAGGUGUCGAGCAGUCAGAAAAGUCCCGCAGUUUCUGGCACUUUCUCGCGUUCUGCCAAUAUCUUGGACAACAUGAGUAAAUUUUCUAGGAAGCCAGCACCUGCUGGAAGUCACGUUCCAAAUAAAUCUGAUUCUGCAGUGAUAAAGCCUCUGGUUCCUAAGGCUAAAGCGAAGCAGGGCCAGGUUUCCUUAUUUCAUUCUAUCCAAAUGAAACCCAAGCCCAACAAAAGCGAAGAAAGAGAGGAAAAAUCUGCUUUGAAUUGCUCCUCAAGCCCUGCUGCAGGCAAUGUGGAAAACAAGAAACCUAAAACUGGCUUUCAGCUUUGGCUCGAUGAGAGCCGGGAAAGUAUAUUGUCAGAAAAUCCGGAAUUUGAUGAGUCUGAAAUAAUAAAAGAGGGGAUGAGCAGGUUUCGCACCCUUGCAUCUGAAGAGCGAAUGCUGUGGACUGAGAAGGCCAAAGGAGAUGCUGCUGGCGGAGACGCUGUUGAUGGGAAAAAACGAAAACGUCCAGAACAAGAGGGUCACGAGUUAAAUGGAAGUGUUAAAGGAGGUUCAGAGGACGCCACAGGAGCUUCAAAGAAGCGCAAACCUUUUGCGCAAUCAACAAAUAAACUCUCUGCGUUUGCGUUUAAGAAGGAUUGAGAGAAGGUUUGUGAGGAAGGUCCAUCGUGCUGCAUUAAAUGGAUGUGUAACAUGGAACAGCUAUUUGCUCUAACACGCUUCUCCACCUGUUAACACGCGUUGGUUAUGCUCUGUGCUUUUGGAAAGGUGCUUUAAACCUGGCAUGGAAGCUGACAUCCCUGGCCACAGUCAAACUUGACUACAGAGGAAGUUGGGAAUUUCAUUCGAUAUGUUAAAUGCCACCGCUUAUUAAAACAAUGGGUUCAAUCCAUUCUAGUUGCCUACAGAAUUCCCCCAAAUAUGAUGUUCCAGCUGAUACUAAAGAUGGACAUUGUCUGAGUAUCUGCCUCACGGCUUGGUUAUCUUUUUUUACCCUUGUAAAAUGUUCUCAUAUACGUGUCUGAGGUUCAUGUGUGUAUUUCUUCUACUGUUGUGAGUUUUUUUUUUUCUUCUCUAGAGAAAAUGUAACUGUUGUAAAUAAACUUAAGAAUUG